This is a messenger RNA of Daucus carota subsp. sativus, 2988 nucleotides long. Its product is annotated as cycloartenol Synthase. Gene Ontology annotation, biological process: triterpenoid biosynthetic process. Gene Ontology annotation, cellular component: lipid droplet. NCBI's taxonomy places the organism in Eukaryota, Viridiplantae, Streptophyta, Magnoliopsida, Apiales, Apiaceae. The coding region runs from base 346 to 2622 and encodes 758 amino acids. Gene Ontology annotation, molecular function: intramolecular transferase activity. The transcript is spliced from 18 exons. The record is from RefSeq and is a predicted model, not a curated record.
UCCGGACGAUGGAAGAUUGGAAGUAUUGAUUGCAAAUACAACUUGGAUUUUAUCGAUGGUCUUAGUACUCUGCACCGACAUAAUCCUUAGUUUAAACAAAAGAAGUAGUGUCGUAAUCCAUGAAUUAAGGUAGCAUGUGAAGCCAUCUUCUUGGUAGAGUAAGUUGCAGAUAAGCUGGAGGUGUCUUAAAUGAGUCAUGGAGGCUGUCAGAAGGUGCAAGAGGCUGACCAGAAAACGAGGAACUUAAAUGAUACUGAAACAGAGCAGCUGGAGAGGAAAUAACAGAGGAGCUGAAGCUCACUGAAAUCGAAGAAAAGAAAAAAGCUCAAGCUUGUUGCAGCAAAGAUGUGGAAACUUAAAGUUGCAGAAGCAGGAAGUCCGUGGCUUCGGAGUUUAAACAAUCACUCAGGCCGCCAAAUUUGGGAGUUUGAUCCCAACCUUGGAUCCCCAGAAGAGCUGGAAGAGAUCAAAAAGGUUCGAGAAACUUUUCGGGAAAAUCGCUUCAGCCAAAAACAGAGCUCUGAUCUCCUCAUGCGCAUUCAGUUUGCACAUGAGAAUCGAGAUAGAGUAGUCUUACCACGUGUCGAUGUAAAAGAUAUAGAUGACAUAUCAGAGGAGAAAGUAACGGCAACAUUAAGGAGAGCAUUGAGUUUCCAUUCAACUCUCCAGGCUCAUGAUGGACACUGGCCAGGAGAUUAUUGCGGUCCACAGCUUUUUAUGCCAGGUCUUGUUAUAACUCUAUCAAUAACCGGCCGACUGAAUGUAAUUCUAUCAGAAGAACAUAAACGUGAGAUUUGUCGGGCUUUUUACAAUCAUCAGAACAGUGAUGGCGGGUGGGGUUUACACGCUGAGGGUCCAAGUACUAUGAUUGUUACUGUUCUGAGCUAUGUCAGUUUGAGGCUGCUUGGGGAAGGAGCUAAUGACGGCCAAGGGGCAAUGGAAAAUGCCCGUCAAUGGAUUUUGGAUCAUGGUGGUGCCAUUUCAGUAUCAUCAUGGGGGAAAAUGUGGCUUUCAAUUCUCGGUGUCUUUGAAUGGUCAGGAAAUAAUCCUGUGCAACCGGAGAUAUGGAUGUUACCUUAUAUUCUACCAACUCACCCCGGAAAAAUGUGGUGUCACAGUCGGUUGAUUCAUCUGCCGAUGUCAUACUUAUAUGGCAGGAGGUUUGUCGGCCCAAUCUCAUCAACAGUGCUAGCUCUGAGAGAGGAGAUAUUUAAUGUCCCUUAUCAUGAAAUAGAUUGGAAUCAAGCACGCAACUUAUGUGCAAAGGAAGAUCUGUUUUAUCCACGCCCUCGCCUACAGAAUAUACUUUGGGGAACACUCGAUAAGGUCGUGGAACCUCUUUUAAUGCAUUGGCCAGGGACCAAGUUAAGAGAGAAAUCGCUUCGUACUGUUAUGGAACACAUACAUUAUGAGGAUGAGAAUACUCGGUAUAUAUGCAUAGCACCCAUAAAUAAGGUGUUAAAUAUGCUAUGCUGUUGGGUGGAAGAUCCAAAUUCUGAGGCUUAUAAGUUGCAUAUUGCACGAGUCUAUGAUUAUCUAUGGGUUGCUGAGGAUGGCAUGAAGAUGAAGUGUUAUAACGGAAGUCAAUUAUGGGAUACAGCUUUUGCGGUUCAAGCAUUUAUAUCAACUGAACUUACUCAAGAAUAUGGUCCGACUCUCAGAAAAGCACACAUGUUCAUAAAAAACUCACAGGUGGUCGAUGAUUGCCCAGGUGACCUUGACCUCUGGUAUCGCCAUAUUUCGAAGGGUGGUUGGACUUUCUCCACUGCGGAUCAGGGAUGGCCAGUUACAGAUUGCACUGCAGAAGGAGUCGAGGCUACGCUUCUACUGUCAAAAUUGUCACCAGAGCUUGUCGGAGAACCAAUAGAUGUCAACCGGCUGUAUGAUGCUGUUAAUCUUCUUCUUUCUCUACAGAAUAGUGGUGGUGGCUAUGGAACAUAUGAACUCACCAGAUCCUAUAGUUGGAUAGAGAUACUUAACCCUUCUGAGAUAUUCAUUGACAAUUCCCUCGACUACCCUUGGGUUGAAUGUACAUCAUCAGUAAUUCAAGCUUUGUCAACUUUUAAGAAAUUCCAUCCAGGACAUCGUCGGGAAGAAAUAAAUAUUUGUAUUGAAAAAGCUGCUUUGUUUAUUGAAAAAUUACAAGCACCGGAUGGCUCAUGGUAUGGUUCUUGGGGAGUUUGCUUUACCUAUGGCACAUGGUUUGGCAUAAAAGGUUUAGUAGCGGCAGGAAGGAGCUUUGCGACUUGCUCUGCUAUUCGCAAGGCUUGUGCUUUCUUGUUGUCCAAGCAAGUUGCUUCUGGUGGCUGGGGAGAAAGUUAUCUUUCUUCUCAGGACAAGGUAUAUACAAAUCUUGAGGGCGAUAAGUCUCACGUUGUGAAUACAGGAUGGGCUAUGCUUGCUCUCAUUGAUGCUGGACAGGCCGAGAGGGAUGCUACACCAUUGCACCAUGCAGCAAAACUCUUGAUUAAUUCUCAAAUGGACAAUGGAGAUUUUCCACAACAGGGGGUCAUGGGUGGCUUCACUAGGAAUUGUUGGGUCACUAAUGCCGCAUACAGAAACAUUUUUCCGAUAUGGGCUCUCGGAGAAUACAAAUGUCGAGUUCUUGGAGGCCGUCCAUGACUUGUAGUAGUGAUGUUUUCUCCCCCUGCAUACGAUGAUUAUGUUAUUUGGUUAUGCGUCUCACUGGUAAUCGAAUGUUGAAUUAGUAUUAAGUUAGCUGGAAUUUAAUAAAUGUGUACUCAGGCAGGUUUUGACGUUUAAAAUUUUAUUAAAAAAAAUAAUAAUAAACAUUAUGAAACUAUACCUCAUAGAAAGUACGUAGACAACCUGCUGGGACGGAGAGAUUACUUUGUAUUUUUUUUUUGAUUAAAGAUUACUUUGUAUUUAGUGAUUUGAACUAAUGUGGUGGUACAUAGCUACCUGCAAGGAAUGAUCCAUUGAGCUCAUAUUUCUUAAAUGAGAGACUAUUACUCCUUGUCCACACAA